AUGAUUUUCUUUUUGAGUAUAGAAGCGGUGCUUGAGGAGUUGACACGUGGAUUAGCGCAGUUUGAGGUGGUUACUUCUCCAGUUGCUUCAGUUUCUACUUCCAGUUACAGGCCUCAUCAAAGUGGAAACCCGUUUGGUGUUUUGUCUGGUGCUACUGGUCAUCAAUGCUUUGCUAGAAUUGGACCCUCACUAGGUGGAGGUUCGCCAGCCUUAAAGAAAGUAGAACGUUAUUCAGUACAGAAAAUAACAGGUGAUGGCCGCUGCAUGUUUCGUGCUCUGGUAAAAGGGAUGGCUUUGAACAAAGGUGUGAAACUUCACCCUCGAGAUGAAAGAGAUGAUGCAGAUGAAUUAAGGAUGGCUGUAAAGGAGGCUAUUUGUGAUGAUGAGAAAGAACGUCUUAAAUAUGAAGAGGCCUUGGUUGCCAUUACAGUUGAUGAGUCUUUGAGACGAUAUUGCCAACGCAUUGGACGAUCUGAUUUUUGGGGAGGAGAGUCAGAGCUAUUGGUAUUAUCAAAGUUGUGUUGCCAGCCAAUUAUGGUAUACAUACCAGAACAGGAGCAUGGAGGAAGGGGCUCUGGUUUCAUUCCUAUUGCAGAAUAUGGAGCUGAAUUCCGCAAAGGUUCGAAAAACAGAAAGGCCAGGAAGGCUGUGAGGCUCCUUUAUAGUGGGAGGAACCAUUAUGACCUACUUGUAUAGGAACUUUGUCACAUUCAUCAGAGAUUUAGCAGUGUAAUCUUUUCAAAAUUUUGUAGGAAGUGUCGUGGACAUAAUCUUGAUAAUCAGAUGUAUUUCCUGAGCUUCAAAAUUAGUAAUAGUAAUUUUAAAAGAAAACUGAUUUUUAGAUAGUUCAUAUAAUAGGUGUAGAAUUUAUGUUCUCA
Molecule: messenger RNA, 878 nt
Organism: Lycium ferocissimum
Lineage: Eukaryota; Viridiplantae; Streptophyta; Magnoliopsida; Solanales; Solanaceae
Product: OVARIAN TUMOR DOMAIN-containing deubiquitinating enzyme 3
Exons: 7
Coding region: 1-696 (231 amino acids)
Biological process (GO): endoplasmic reticulum unfolded protein response; protein deubiquitination
Cellular component (GO): nucleus; cytosol
Molecular function (GO): cysteine-type deubiquitinase activity
Source: RefSeq, a predicted model, not a curated record